GCUGGAAGAGAGCAGGCGAGUCCCGAGAGGAAAACCUCCCAUCAGCAGCUCCUGGGAGUUGAUAGGCCUCCCCAGCAGUCUGGUCCUGGUCCUGGUGCUGGUGCUGGUGCUGGUGCUGGUCCUGGUCGUGGUCCUGGUGCUGGUCCUGGUGCUGGUCCUGGUGCUGGUCCUGUCCUGGUCCAGAUGGAAAGGAGCCCCCGGAGCAGGCCUGGAGCUGCCUCCAGCUGUGGAGUCUCAUGAUGCGGACCUGGACUCUGCUGCUCCUCCUGGCUCUGGACGCUUCCUGCUCCCAUGAGCCUCUGGUGGAGGUCACACGAGGUAAAGGUCAAGCGGGUCAGGCAGCCUACCUUCAGGAAGGAGACCUGCGCUUCAAUAUUCCCAACGCGAAGGACGCCUGCAAGGUGGAGGUGGAGCUGAACGAGCCCAUAACCCAGCGGGUGGGGAGGCUGACGCCUCAGGUCUUCGAUUGCCACUAUCGCCCCCAUGAGGUGAAGUACGUCCACAACGGCUGUCCACUGCUAAAGGAGGACGUGGUUAAGCUGCGGAUGUACAGGUACAGCGUCCUGGAUGCUGGCGACUACAUGGAGGUCUUCCUGCUCCAUGUGGACAUCGUGGAACCGGAAUGCGGCAUCAUCAGGCUCGGCCUGCACUCCCUGGAGGUUCCUGUUUACGGCCUGUCGCAGCCGCUGGACGGGAACGUGGUCUCCUUCCAGUACGAGAAGAGGUCCAGCCUGGACUGCCAGGUCCACCUGAGCAGGCAGACGGGCCUCCCGGCCCACGGGCGCCUGGUCACCGAGCCGGAGCGAGCCACCACCAGGGGCGACGUGCCGGAGAGCUUCGUCCACCUCCACCCGACGGACGAAAACAAAGCCAGAGCGCAGUGUGCGUCUGACGACUGCAUGAAGGGUCUGAAGCUCGCCAGGUUCUCCAAGAGUUCCUGCGAUGACUUCCUGCUGAUGGUGAGGUACCACACCGAGCCUCCGUCUCCAGACACCGACUACAUCGCCAUCCGGCUGGAGCUGAAGGACAGCAGGAGUGGAAGUGUGUACGAGUCUGAACAGGCCUGGAUACCGGUGAGGAUCUCCGGCGCGGCGUCCAACCAGUCGCCCAAGCCGUCCUUCAUGUCCGCGUUCAUCCUGGAAGUGGACCAGUUCAUCCUCACGCCGCUCUCCACUGCCACGCUGGACGCCGACGACGAGGAGAGUCCACAGCUUCUGGUGUUCAACGUCACCAAGGCCCCUGAGCAGGGCUUCAUUACCCACCUGUCCGACCACACCCGCCUCUCCUCCUUCACCUGGCUCGAUCUCAACGACAUGCUGAUUGGCUAUCAGCCUCCCAACUCUUCAGACAGCAAGCGCCGGAAUUACGAGGUAGCGCCUUCGAGCAAGUUUGAGGCUCAUGAUUUCUUCUUCAAGAUUCCACUGACCGUUCACUUUCUGUGAGGAACGCAGACCCAACGCACCAGGGUUUCCUGGAACAUCGGUCUCAGUCUCUUAGAGGGUCAGUCUCGUCCAAUCACCUGGGAGCAGCUCCAGAUCGUGGAUAAUGACAACCUGAAGGCCGUUCGCAUCAUUGCCGUCGACGGUCUGCAGCAUGGGCAGCUAACUGUCAGAGGUAGAAAGAACCUGGUGUUCACGGUCAGCGAGCUCCGAGCGGGCGUGGUCCGUUAUCACCACGACGACAGCGACACCACCAAGGACUUCAUCACCUUCCGGAUCACCGACGGCCCCCAUCAGACCCGACACAAGUUCCCCAUCAAGAUCCUCCCGAAGGACGACACGGCGCCGUUCCUCAUCACCAACAUGCUGGUGGAGGUGCCGGAGGGCCGCCAGGCCUCGCUGACCGGCUCCAGCCUCCAGGCCUCCGACAUGGACUCCAGUGACGACUACAUCCUGUUCAACAUCACCGCUCCUCCUCGAGCAGGACAGGUGAUGAAGGCGCCGGACCGGGGCCUGGCAGAUUAUCCCGUCAGCCACUUCCUGCAGAAGGACUUGACUCAGUCUGUGAUUUAUCGACACCAGAGUCACAAAGUUUAUGACGACUUCUUCGAGGUGGUGCUCGAUUACCACGACCCCCCCAACCUGUCCGAGCCUCAGGUGGUGAUGGUGCACAUCGAGCCGGUUCCGGACCGGCCGCCCGAAGAGGUUCCUGGAUCCAGCCGCUUCGUCGUCAAGGAAACCGACGUGGUUCACAUAACACGGAAACAGCUGCACUUCACGGACCAGGAGUCGUCGGACGGCGAGCUGACGUUUACUGUCACCACUCCGCCUUUCUACACCAGUCCUCACAGACUUUCAGAUGCGGGGAGGCUGUUCCUGGUGGAGAGCAUCCCCAAAUUCACCAAAGACAGCAACACCCCACUGAGGGUCUUCACGCAGCAAGCAGUGAACUUCAUGAAAGUAGCCUACAUGCCCCUGGUGGACAUUGGCCCGUAUCCUAAAGAGGUCCAGUUUGUUCUGUCUCUCACCAACCAUCUGGGUAAAACGGUCCUCGGGAUCUGCUUCAACGUCACUGUGAUGCCAGUGGACAACCAGCCUCCACAGGUCAUGACCGGUCCUCUGACUGUAGACGAGGGGGGGCAGGGCUGGCUCGGGUCCCAAAACCUGAUGCUGUCCGAUGUGGACUCUCUGGAGGAAGCCCUGCAGGUGGAGCUUCGGCGGGCGCCGCUGCACGGAGACCUGCAGCUGAACGGCGUCCCUCUCAAGGCGGGGCGGACUUUCACCCUGCAGGACGUGAAGAACUCCAACCUCAGGUACCGUCACGACAACUCAGAAACCACAGAGGACAACAUGGAGUUCACUGCAACGGAUGGCACCAAUACAGUCCCUUUCGUCAUCUCUGUCAAGAUCAUGCCGAUGAAACGAGGUCCCGGUGAUGGCGGCAGGCCUGACGCAGUUCUCCGGUGCGCAGAGGGACAGGAAGCGUCCAUCACGGCAGAGUAUAUCCACGCCUCCGACGCCGACAGCGACGAGACCCUGGUGUUCCUGAUCGCCCGGCAGCCGGCGCAUGGCGCGGUGCUGAGGAACGGCGUGGUCGUCGAUAGCUUCACUCAGGCAGUCGCUGCCAAGAGCAUCACCUACAAACACACAGGACUGGAGAUCGGGCUGAGUCCUCGCCACGACACCAUCACCUUUGUAGUUUCCGACGGAGAACUUCCCGUCCGGACCGGACAUUCGGCUCCGACUCGGGACAGCCUCCCUGUGUACGACCUGCAGGUGGAAGUGCUUCCUGUGGACAGUCACCCGCCGUCACUCGCCACAGGAGAGCUGUUUGUGGUGGACGAAGGGGGCACCGCCCUGAUAACCGAGACCCACCUGAAGGUCUCCGAUGUGGACACGCUCGUGGACGGGCUGACGGUCACCCUGGUUUCCCCGCCUCAGUUCGGUUACAUCGAGAACACCCUUCCCAGUCCUGGAUUUGAGAAAAGCAACUCGGGCAUCAGCAUCGCUUCCUUCCCGUACAAAGAUGUUCUGGAGGGUCACAUUAACUACGUCCAGUCGAGACACCAGAGGGUGGAGCCCACCGCCGACCAGUUCAUGCUGUAUGUGUCGGACGGUCAACACAGCUCCGCCCACGUUCCCUUCUACGUCAUCAUCAACCCCACCAACGACGAGGCGCCGCAGUUUGUGGCUCGCAACAUCACAGUCCAAGAGGGGGACAUGAAACUGUUGGACUCGUCGGUGUUGAACGUGACGGAUCUGGACCUGCCCAGAGACGUCCUCCGCUUCAGCCUGGUCAGCCCUCCUCGACACGGAAGCAUCGUGAACCGCGGCGGUGGAGGAACCGUCGCCGAGACGCAGGAAGCCAGGACGCGUCCGCCCGUGUCCCACUUCACCUGGACUGAGCUGACAAGCGGUAUGGAUCUGAUGUACGAACACGACGACUCUGAGAACAUGGAGGACAGUUUCACCGUCCAGCUGACGGACGGCAGACACCGGCUCCACAGGAAGGUGGCGGUCACAGUGCUGCCGGUGAACGACGAGCAGCCUCGGAUCGUCAGGAACAACGGCCUGGUGGUGGAGCCAGGAGCAACCAGGGUCAUCUCCAGCGUUAACCUGUUCGCCCAGGACAAUGACAGCCCUUCUUCAGAGGUCAUGUACGUUGAGAGAGUCUCAACCCAGGGACUUCUUCAGCUUAAGGAGAGCUGGGGUUGGGAGACACUGGCGGACGGGGGGAACUGCACCCAGGACAUGGUGGACAUGAACCUUCUGCGAUACGUCCACACCAACCUCCACGCUGCCAAGAAGGAGGACUACUUCGUCUUUCACCUACUGGACGGAACAAAUCGGUCCCCCUCUCAGCACUUCCACAUUUUAGUCAAAGACCUGGAGAAAGGAAACAUUGCCCUCUUGAUAAAACCUCUGAACAUGAGCCGGGGAGACCGAGUCGUCCUCACCACAGACGUUCCUUGGCUACCGACGGGCAGCGAUAAAGCCGAGGAGCUGCUGUACAUCAUCACCAGCCCGCCGGUCCACGGCUACAUCGAGUACAUCAAACACCCCGGACUGUCCAUCUCCUCCUUCAGCCAGAUGGACGUCGCAGCAAACGUCAUCGCUUACGUUCACGACAACCAGGCCAGCGCGGCCAGGGAGAGCUUCCAGUUUGUGGUCAGUAACGGGAAAACCAGCCAAGGAACCUUCAGCAUCAUGGUGGAAAUGGUGGACCGCGUUCUGCCCUCUCUAUCCACCAACAAAGGCCUCACCAUCCCCCAAGGCUCGGCUAUGAUUCUGGGCGAUGACUGCCUCCACCUGUCUGACACCGACACCCCGCGCGACCUCACCUUCGUCGUCCUGCAGCCGCCGCAGUACGGCGAGCUCUUCCUAGCCGGCGAGACGCUGGGCGCCGGCUCGAACUUCACCCAGGAGGACAUCAUGGACCUGGAGAUCAUGUACAAACACGAUGGGGGGCCGUCUCAAAUAGACCUUGGCUUCAUGGCCUCGGACAGCACCAGGCGAGGCUUCCUCGUGGACGGCCGGCUACAGACCGAGCUCUUCUUCACCAUUCAGAUCAGUCCUGUGGACACGUUCCCUGAGAUCGUGAAGCUGGUCCCCAUGUGGAAAGUGGAGCAGUUCGCGGACGGACGAUACGGAAUCUUCCUCUCAUCUCGAGAGCUGAAGGCCGAGGACCGCGGCAGCCAGGAGGACGUGGUCUUCUGCAUCGUCCGUCCACCUUAUUUUGGCUACCUGGAAAAUGUCACCUCCGGUAGCUUCGUCUCUCGGCGCUUCUCCCAGACGGAGCUGAGUAAGAAAUCUAUUGCGUAUAUCAUCAACGUGAAGGAGGAGUCUCUGACAGACAGCCUGGAGUUCCGGGUGUCGGAUCCUCUGGGGAACAUGGGGCCUGCUCACAUACAAGAGUUCCGCUGGUCCAGCGUGGAGCUCUCCCAGCCUCGGGUCUUCACCUGUGAAGAGGAGGAAACCGUCUCACUCAACAUCAUUCGGAGAGGGAACCUGGCAGAGUCGUCGUACAUCACAGUCAAGAUCAAGGAAGUGACUGCAACGGCCGGGAAGGAUUUCCUCAUGAACCCUUCUUCCCUCAUUCAGUUUGACCCGGGUGAGUCCAGGCAGACCUGGCAGGCCGAGCUGGUCUCAGACGGUCUGGAGGAAGCUGAGGAGACGUUUGAAGUGCUGCUGGUGGAUCCUGAAGGGACGGUGAUCGGAAACACCGACAAGGCUGUCGUCUCCAUCAGAGACUCUGGGCGAUGCAGACUGACGGAUGGGAGCGGUCCGGUUCUGGGAGGGAAGGAGAUCCGGUCAGACCUGUACCCCCAGCAUGGGUCCAUCCAGCUGGACAGACCUCCGCAGGCCUCAGACUCGGAGAUCUGGACUCGGGGAGACGGCGUCCCCGUCCCUGGGAAACGGGUCAAUCUCCACAGAAAGGCACUCCGAAUUCCACCGUCAACAGUUUAUCACAACGGAACAGACCUGGUUUACAGAUAUCACGGCAUCAUGCAAAUGAAGGCAGAAGACGAGAGCGCUGCAGCGCCGGAGGGCAGGAAGGCCAACAUCCACGUCCGAAUCAGAGGACAGCAGCAGCUGUCCGCCGGUCUUCAGAGAGGGCUGCCAAUACCGCAGACGGUGGGAGAGCUUGAGGACCAGAUCCCGGGGGCGGACUCGAUCCAGAAGCCAUGUGUUCCAGAGCUCAGGGGACUCCUGCAUUACAGCCACAACACUAAUCAGCUGUUUCACUGCAACGGAGUGUCCUGGAAACUCUGGACCGCGACGCCAGAGACGGCGGCGGCCCGGGCGUGUCCUCAGGGGUGGAGCUUCCACGGCGGCCGCUGCUUCGUCCUCAGCGCCGAGCACAGGGUGACGUGGAGCGCCGCCAACCGGGCCUGCAUCGAGAGGUAUCAGGGCGGUCUGGCCAGCGUCCUCUCCAAAGCCGACAUGGACUGGCUGUGGGACUUCAGCGGGAGGAAGCCCUUCUGGAUCGGCCUGAGCGACAGGGAGGGCCGGGGAUGCUGGGAGUGGGCCGGAGGCGAGGCGCUCGGCUACACCAACUGGAGGAGCCCGGCGGCCCCGCCCGGGACGGGGGGCGCCGGCAACAAGUGCGUGCUGGUCUGGAGGAGGGCCAAGUGGCUCGUCAAGGACUGCAAGAGCAGCAGGGCUCACCACUUCAUCUGCUCUCGGACUGCUUGACUGGACCCGGAACCUGGUUCUGCCCAGACUGUCUUUCAUCUGUAGAAACCAGGCCUCACGGCACCGAUCCAGAGGCUCUCUGGGUCCUGUGUGACAGUCGCAGUGAUGCUUUGUGUUGUGUGAUCAGUAAAAGUUGUGUAUUGAGUGUGUGUUGGUGUUCUUAAAGAACUCGGCGCUGUCUCUGCUGCAUGUCUCCUGCACACCACACGCUCCGGCAGCAAUGUGAUUAUCCCCGUCAUGUGAUCUGCAGCGCCGUGAAAGAGGCUUUUAUCGGCGCUGCGGCUCCGGGUGGGAAACACACCGCGGAUCCUCCUCGUCCCGGGUGAGUCCUGCUGCAGAACCACACACACCAGACAUCUAGGACGGAGAACCGGAGGGACGCUCACGCUGACCGGAUAGCUGGAGCUCACACAGCGAGGAGACAGCCGGAUCGGCGUCGGCGUGUUCUCAUGUUCUCGUGUUCUCACGGGAGCGCGGUUCCUGCAGCGUUCAGGGAGCCGGGUCCGUCUGCAGGAGCUCGGCUCAGCUGUUCCCUCUGCUGGACUCACCUCCGGCCAGGACCGCUGUCUCUUAGUGGUUCAUCGUUUUCCUCUCAGCCUCAGCAGAAGCUCUCAGCUGUUGCUUUCUUCUAGAUCUUUGUUUCACCACAGAGAACCGUCAUUCAACCGGAGUUUAAGGUCAGAGCUCGGAGCUGAAACUCCAGAAUCAGAUUAUUAACAUGUUGAGGCACUGAGUUAUCAUGAUUUUUAAACUUCACAACAUUAGAUGUCCUGUGAUGGACUGUCUCCUGUCCAGGUGUUCCUGUGUCCACUUGUCUUUACUUAUCUUCACCUAUCCAGAUGUUCCUGUCAUCACCUGUCUCCACCUGUCUCCACUUGUCCAGAUGUUCCUGUCCUCACUUGUCUCCACCUGUCCUCACCUGUCCAGGUGUUCUUGUCUUCACCUGUUCUCACCUGUCUCCACCUGUCUUCAUCUGUCCUCACUUGUUCUUACCUGUCUCCAUCUGUCCUCACCUGUCUUCUGCUGUCCUCACCUGUCUCCACCUGUCCUCACCUGUCUCCACCUGUCCUCACCUGUCCAGGUGUUGCUGUCCUGGGAUUGGCUCCGGUGCCAUGUGACCCUGUACAAUGUAAAACGGUGCAGAAGUUUGAUGAAUGGAUGAAUGUGACGUUACAGGACCGUCAGAGGAGGCUUCACUGAGUAAAACAUCCUGAGUUAGGAACA
Molecule: messenger RNA, 7859 nt
Organism: Salarias fasciatus (jewelled blenny)
Lineage: Eukaryota; Metazoa; Chordata; Actinopteri; Blenniiformes; Blenniidae
Gene: frem1a
Product: Fras1 related extracellular matrix 1a
Biological process (GO): cell communication; anatomical structure morphogenesis
Cellular component (GO): membrane
Source: RefSeq, a predicted model, not a curated record